AUCCAACUAACUGAAAUGGACAUUGAAGCGGCCAAGAAUGAGAUGACUUGCUGCUCGUCCAAUUCAUCUCUAUCAGAUUUCAACACUUUGCCCAGAUGCCCGAAUCGUGUUGGCUCUAUCACUGUUAUUCUGGGGCCAAUGUUCAGUGGCAAAACCACCGAACUUCUUCGUCUUCAUGAUCGUCAGAUAAUUGCAAAAAGAACAUGUGUUCUUGUCAAGUAUGCAGGAGACACUCGUUACGAUGCCGAUCUCGUGGCUACUCAUAGCAAGAUGACUGGCCAGGGACGGACUGUCAAGGCUCAUCGUCUCUCUGAAGUUCAAUCUCAGAUCUUCAACGAUGAGGUUCAAGUCGUUUCGAUUGACGAGGGACAGUUCUUUGAAGAUCUCGCCGAAACUUGCGAAGAACUUGCUCAAAGAGGGAAAGUUGUUUGUGUCGCUGCACUCAAUGGAACAUUCGAGAGAAAGCCGUUCCCACAAAUUUCUUUGCUACUUCCGUACGCGAAUGAAAUCAAGCAAGUUACCGCUGUAUGUGUCGAAUGCGGAUCGCAAGCAAACUUCUCAUUCCGCAGCACAUUGGACAAAAAGGUUGAGGUGAUCGGAGGUUCGGACACUUAUACAGCUCUCUGCAGAGAAUGUUAUGUUCAAAAGAGCGAAGAAAAAGAUGCUGAAGAACAGAUGAAAACUGGUUGUGAUAAGAACGAAAACGAUAUUACUGGGAUUUUCUUGGCGAAAAAAGAGCAAAGAUCUGAUGGAUCCGUGUCUCCUCCACGAAAGAAAAUCGGAUUGAGCAAGUCAAUGGCUCUGGAGGCCACAGCUCGGACUUAAUGUCUUAUCUAAAUACUUGUCUGUAACUCACAUACACACCUGAUUUCCUUGCUCACUUUAUUUCACUUUCUUGUAAACUUUCACUUCUGGUACAUUUUCUCUAUAACCUGAUUUUUGUUAACUAACUCAUUCCUUUUUUCUAAUCUCUCAAAAACUAAAACUUCAUAACUGCAUAUUUAUUAUUGAAUAAAGUUCUAAACG
Caenorhabditis elegans is the source of this 1026-nucleotide messenger RNA. RefSeq names its product Thymidine kinase (gene thk-1). The coding region runs from base 16 to 825 and encodes 269 amino acids. The record is from RefSeq and is marked reviewed. NCBI's taxonomy places the organism in Eukaryota, Metazoa, Nematoda, Chromadorea, Rhabditida, Rhabditidae. Gene Ontology annotation, molecular function: thymidine kinase activity; ATP binding; identical protein binding. The transcript is spliced from 5 exons.